AUGAAUAUUGAAUUUUAAAUUCUCUUAAAGAAAGAAGUAUACAUAUAUAUUUUCUAUUAACAAACAUUAAUUAUUAUAAACAUAAGGUUAAUCAAUUAAUUAAUAAAUCAUUUAUUAAAUUUGAUUUUUUUGCUUGAAUUUUAAGAUUAUUCAAAAAGAAAAGGUAGUAUCGCAUUUUAAUAUUAGAUUUUCUAUAAUAAAUAGUCACUGAAAGUUCUUCAAUCUGCUUAUUUUAGGUUAUUUUAAUUAGCAAAUUACAUCAUGAAUAGUGCUUAAGAUAGUUAGAGUACAUUUUAGCAGUUCUAAGCGAUGUAUGGUUUACCUCAGAAUUAUCCUAAUAACACCUAAUAGUUUUAGCAAUAGGGUUUAGGAAACAUGGCUUCGAAUGUUAAUAAGCAGCAAUUGCAAGUUAUUCAAAGCAUUUCAGAAGCUCCUGAAAAAGAUGAAUCAAGUGCAUUGAAUUUUGAUGAAGAUUUAAUUUAUUCCUAGAGGCUCAAUUCUUAAAUUUUAGAAUAAUCAUUGAAUUAAAAAUAGUAGAUUCUCUAAAGUUAAGGAUAACCAUUUAACAGCAUAUAUUCUUAAAUAAAUAUGGAUUUAUUAUAAUAGAAUACCAACGGUAGUUAAAAGUAGAAGCUAAAGACAGUCUAACAAAACUAACAAGUUAGGAAUUAGUAUUAUACAGAAUAAGUAGAUCACGUAAAUAAUAAAAAGAGCAAUAAUGCAUCAAAUGUAACAAACUAAUCAGGUUUGAAAUAAACUUUACAAACUAACUCUGAUGAAAUUUAAAGGCUUAUUAAAGAAAGCUCCUAAAGAAUAGUUUAAACUGAAUAGCUUGUCACUGCAAUAGAUGAAAGAUUUUCAGAGGGUUCAUCACUUCCCUAAAGGCAAGCAGAUAUACCUUUUGAGAUCAAAGAUUAUGCUAUUUAGGGAAAUGUUAGUGCUAAAUAAAGUUUAUUGACUAGUGAAAAAAAUGAGUUUUUCUAAAGUUAAGAUCAAGAUUUAAAUAGCAAUCAAACUCAUCAAAAUUAAUAAAUAUCCAUCCCUUAAAAAGAUCCAAGAAAGUAAGAAAUGUUAGACUCACUUUAACAAAAUUUGAAUUUUGUUAUGUAAAAAAAUAUUCAAAAAUAGUAAGUAUCUCCAAGAGCGAAUUAACUAUUAUAGUAGUAGUAGAUAAACUAAAUGCAAUAAAAGUAGAAUCAAUCAUCAAGUAAAGAAGAAUUUAAUCCAGUACAGUUUGAUAAUUACUUUUAACAAAAUAUCUAAAAACAGCUUUAAAAUAUCUAAUAAAUUAAAUCUAACAUGCAAAACCCUUCUUAAAAUUAGCAGUUUUCUUAAUAUUCUAACUAAGAAAUGAUUGCAUCUUUAUAGUAAUUAUAAUUAGAUUAAAACUAAAUUGAAAAAGAUCUAAUUCCACAUCACUAAGCUAUCUCUAAUUAGAAUUAAUAACUGAAUUUAGAAAACAAUGAAACUCACGCUAUAAUUGAAAAGAAAAAUCAAUAAAAAAAUAAUUCUGAUAGAAACUAAUUUUAGGAUAAGCAAUAACAUAAACCAAAAGAUUACAUGAAUAUCCAUAAACAAGUCCUAUAAAACAGAAUAGCAGGUUAAAAUACAAUUUUAAGUUCAAAUUAGAAAAACUAAUUAUAAUAAUAAUAAAUCCAUCAAGGGUAGAGUUAAAAUUAAAUGAAUUAAUAUAUUCCCUUAUACUAGCAAAUUCAAAAUUAAAUUAAUAUUAAUAAUAAAGAAUUGUAGUAGAAUUAAUCCUAGAUUUAAUAAAUAUAAUCCAAUACAAGAGACUAAUAGGAUGUUCAAGUAUAACCAUAAAAAGAUUAAAAUUACGAAUUGAAAUAAUAACUGAUAGAAAAACAAAAAUAAAUAAUUUUAAAAAAAUAUGAAGAAGCAAUUCUGAAAGAAUAGUAAGAGUUGUUAAAGUAGCAGCAGUUAUAAAAUCAACAAAAAAUCAGCCAAAAUAAAAAUGAAGAUAAUGGGUUAUAAAACAGAGAAAAAAGAGCUAGUGCAGAAAUAUAAAAAAUAGAAGCAAAUAAUGAGUUAUCACCUGCAAGAACAAAAACAAUUGAUGAACAUUCCUCAAAUGGAGCUAGUCCUAAACAUAUUUACUUGAAACUAGAGAAGUAUAAAUAAGAAAAUGAAUAAACUUAGGAAAAUACUUAGUCAAAUUAAAAGCUAAAUACAGAAGGUAAUUAAAGAUAGCCUUAAAGAAACUCUUCAUAAAAACAAUUAUCUUCCGAAAAGAAUGUGCAUAAUAAUGCAUAAAAUUUUAAUAAUAAAAAUAUGCAAAAAUAAUAAGCUUUCUCCACUGUCACAGAUAAAAAAGCUAAUGAAUAAUAAACAUACAAGUAGAUGGGCUAUUAACAACAAUAAUAAAAAGAUAUAAAUAGUUAACUUUUAUAGAAAAAGGGCUCAUCUUACUAAAACUAAAGCUCUUUAUCAUUAAUAAGGAGAAUGAUGGAGUAGAAGGACUUUAAAAAAUUAGAAGUGCCGAAAGAUUUUGAUAGCUCUGAAAAGGGCUAUUAAGACUACAGGAUAAGCUAUGAAAAUCAAUAUUCGCCUGAAAUUAGAAAUAAAAAGAAGACUUUUUAAAAUGAAGAUGAAUAAAACAAAACCAAAGAUAACUUAAAAAAAACAGAGACAUCUGCCACAAAUAGCUAAGAAAAUUAAAAAUCUUAAGAAAACCAAAGCCACAUUGCUAAUGGAGGACUCGAAUAGAGCUUCCAAGAUGAUAAAAAGACUGAUGUAUCUAUUUAAAGUAUGUCUGUAACAAACCCAAUGAAAUUAAGUAAUGCUUCUAGAAAUGGAAAAAUGAGAACUAGCUAAGAAAGCUUGAAAAAGAGCUUUGAAGAAAGAAAAAAAUACACUUUCGCAAUAAAUAAUUAAAAAUGCAUCAUCUUUACCAAAGACACUAGUCAACAAUAAUAAUAAAAUGCCAAUCUAAAAAAUUCAUAAAUCUAGAAUUAGAGUUAAGUAAAUUAAAAAAUAGGAAGUGGCAUAGCAAGCCAAGAAGAUUUAUACUUCGUUUAUGGAAGCUCUGAAUAAAGUUUACAUAAUAAUUAAGCUCCAAAUAAUUAAUAUGUUGGUAAUCAAUUAGAUUAAUAGUCUUAACACUUAUAAAACUAUUAUAACUAGCAUGUGUAUGAAGACUAAGUUAGAUAAUCAUAAAUUCUUUAAUAUGAAGAUGAAGAAGCUCUUUAGCACUAGUAGUAUUUAAGGGAGUAGGAUUUAUUACAUCAACAGCAAUUCGGAUAUAAUCCAAAUCAACCAUCUCCAUAAGUAUAUGAAUACACAGAAUAAGGAUUUAUGAAAACAAAUUAAAUUGAUAAAAACUCUAAAAAUUUGAGUUAAAUCCCAAUUAUCCAUGAUUUUGAAGAAGCAAACUCUGAAAUACACAAUAUUGAAUAGUCAUAACUUCAAAGUGGUAUUAUGAACAGCAAUCAUAUGACUUUUGGACCUAACUAAUCUAAUAAUCUAAAGUAAUAAAUUAUUCCUUCAUAGCUAGAAAGCAUACAAACAGAGCCUUAUUAAGUAUAAUCCAGUGUUGUGAGUGUAAAUUAAAUUCUCAAAAUGAAUUAAAUUUAAGGUAAUUAAGCAAUCAAUUUAGAAUCGUAUUAAGUUAGUAAUAUUUAAUCACCAGACAAUCAUCGCAUGCAAUAAGGGGUAUCAUCAGUUUACUCUUCAAUAGUACAUUUGUCACCAUAAUCUUAGAACUAGUAAAAUUAAUUGAGAGGCAGAUUAGGUUCUAAUAAUAUAAAGUUAAACACAAGCACUGAUACUUGCAAUAUGUCUAGAAUAUCAAAUAAAACUGGAAAUAACUUAAUACAAAAUAACAAUAAACAAGGAAAUUACAGGCUAGCAAACUAAAAUAUUAACACAUCUAGCACAUAUAAAAUGCAAACACAAUAAAAUUAAAGCUACAUAAGCGCUGCUUCUAACUCCAAUGUAAAUAACAAUAGAAAAGAUAAUAAUAGAGCUUAUACUUCGAAUGAUGAACACACUCCUUAAAGCUCCUCAUAAGUUAAUAAAAAAGAUUUUAAUUGGUUGGAUUAUUCUUCAUUUGAAAGAAAUAAUAUCUGGCUUAAGUUAAAGAACCAAAACAGAUAAAUGCUAUAGUAGGAAAUGAAUGAAAAAGAGAAAGUCGAAUGCACAUUUAAACCUUCAUUGAUUGCUUCUAAGAAAACCUUUACCUAAUAAUAAUCAAACUAAUCAAGAAUUUAAACCACAAAGCCAGUGAGUUCUUACUCAACUAGUAAAAAAAAUAAUGUGAGAGAUAAUUCUGAUAAUUCAAGACUUCUUAUAAAUAAAGAAGGUUAAAAUUAAAACCCUACAGCAAACACAACAAUAAACAUAACUAAUAACGGGUAUAGCUAAAAUAAUAGCAUAUAUCAAAUAGGAGCUACUUAAGCAAAUCUAGCAACUGUGAGCAAUAAACUUACAAAACCUAAUUUAUUCUAAUAAAAUCUUUCUCCUUAAUCGAAAUUAGGUUAUCAUCAAUAAUAUUUAUCUCAAGUUUAAUCACCAAGCUCUCUCCACUAAGUUAUUAAGAAGGCUUCUAGCUAUAAACAAAUUAAUUAAUUAAAGAAAAAUAUUUCAACUUCUAACAAUGUUUAUAAUGGAAUAGCCUCUUCUGUACCAAAUAGUACAUAAAAUAGAUUAAAUACCUAAUAAAGCUAAAAGAAAUUGCAGCCCUAUUAACAAAAUAGACCUAUUGGAACACAUUAUUGA
Tetrahymena thermophila SB210 is the source of this 4734-nucleotide messenger RNA. RefSeq names its product transmembrane protein, putative. Lineage: Eukaryota; Ciliophora; Oligohymenophorea; Hymenostomatida; Tetrahymenidae. The record is from RefSeq and is a predicted model, not a curated record. The transcript has 4 exons.